AUGCUCGUCAAGCUUGAAAACACAAAGUCGGCAGCGGCAAGUUCUAUGGUGCUCCGCCUAGUGAGCCAGAACGCCCGGUAUGCAACAACGAAACCCACUCCCAAUGAGAGACCGUGGAGCUUUCGGGGACCGAAACUCUGCAACCAGUUGGACUUCCUCACGACUGGCCACGAGUCAGCAUUCAUCUGUCUGCAAGAAGUCCUCUACUCUCAACUUGAAGACAUCCAGUCUUACCUCGGUCCUGCCUGGGGACAUAUAGGUCUCGGUCGUGAUGACGGCAAGCGAGGUGGCGAAUUCUCACCCGUCUUCUACCAGGUUGGACGUUGGCAGUGCGUGCGGAAUGAAACCCUUUGGUUGAGCAAGACACCAGAAAAGCCAUCUAGAGGAUGGGAUGCCGUACUGAACCGUGUUGUUACCGUCGGGGAGUUUUUCGAUAAACAAACAGACUCGCGUAUCGUUGUCAUGAGUACGCACUUCGAUCAUAUAGGAGUUGUGGCUCGAGAGCAGAGCGCCAAACUGCUUCUCAACGUUGCUAGAGAGUGGAGCAAAGGAGCAAACGGAAAACCUCCGACAACCGUCCUGCUCGCGGGUGACUUCAACAGUACCCCGGAUGACAAUGCCUACAAGACAAUGGUGGCGCCGGAGUCAGGCAUGGUCGAUGUCUCAACCCAGGUUCCUAAAGCGAAGCGAUACGGAAACGAUAUCACGUACACGUCGUUUGACGAGCCUGAUGAGAAGCCGAAGAGAAUCGACUUUUUGUUUGUGAAGGAUCCGAGCCCAGCUACCAUCAAGACAUUUGGCGUGCUAUCGAACAAGUUCGAUGACGGCGUUUAUCUGUCUGACCAUAGGCCAGUCGUCGCCGACGUUGAGAUUCCUGUCUUACGAACGGCCAGCAAUAUCUUCUGA
Colletotrichum costaricense is the source of this 906-nucleotide messenger RNA. RefSeq names its product endonuclease/Exonuclease/phosphatase. The transcript has a single exon. The record is from RefSeq and is a predicted model, not a curated record. Gene Ontology annotation, molecular function: 3'-5'-RNA exonuclease activity. Lineage: Eukaryota; Fungi; Ascomycota; Sordariomycetes; Glomerellales; Glomerellaceae. The coding region runs from base 1 to 906 and encodes 301 amino acids.